This is a messenger RNA of Strongylocentrotus purpuratus (purple sea urchin), 402 nucleotides long. Its product is annotated as protein lifeguard 1-like. Bases 1 to 402 code for a protein of 133 amino acids. The transcript has a single exon. Lineage: Eukaryota; Metazoa; Echinodermata; Echinoidea; Camarodonta; Strongylocentrotidae. The record is from RefSeq and is a predicted model, not a curated record.
AUGACAAGUACCCUACCCCACCUCCCCCUCCUAGUAGGUUACCCCGAUGGCAAGUAUCCUCCCCACCUCCCCCUCCUAGGAGUUACCCCCGAGGACAAGUACCCUCCCCACCUCCCCCCUCCUAGGAGUUACCCCCGAGGACAAGUACCCUCCCCACCUCCCCUCCCAGUAGGUUACUCCCGAGGACAAGUACCCGCCGGGUCCCGCCCCCACCUCCCCCUCCGAGUAGGUUACCCCGAUGGCAAGUAUCCUUCCCACCUCCCCCUCCUAGGAGUUACCCCCGAGGACAAGUACCCUCCCCCACCCUCCCGUCCUAGUAGCUUACCCCCGAGGACAAGUACCCUUCCCCACCUCCCCCUCGCAGUAGGUUACCCCAGAGGACAACCGUCGGUUGCCCGGUAG